CGGCAGUGUUGAAAAAAAAAAGGCCAGUUCCUCCGCAAGCGCUUCAACUCUCGCCCCGCGACUGAGCACCCUUGUGCAGCCAAGCAACGAUAUCGACGUGGCGGAGUCUAAGAUUCAGGGUGCUGCGCUCUCCACAACAACUUCCCCAGUUGCUUCUCCGAGGGCCGCAGUCAAGUCUACGGUGGAGCGCAAGUCGAUUGCCAGUUCGCAUCCGCACAUGGACCGCCUCUCCGUUUUAGACCGGGAGCUACUGCACGCCCUACUGGUGACGGCCGUGGAGCACAUUCGUUCCGCCCACGAAAAAAGCACCACGUUGCUGACAUCAACUGGCACAGAAACGGGGAAUAUCGCCUCUGCCACGGCAAAUAAAGAACUUAGUCCUGCUGGUACAACACCUCGGGGAGGCAAUGUGGAUAGCAAUUCCGUUGUUGCUUCAUCGCCGAGGUCAUUGCCUUCGCAACAGCAGGGGAGUCCUUUGGGACCAGGAGCCGCCACGAAGGAAGAUGCUGGGACUGUGGAAUCCUCUCCCGCGUCAUCGCCCGCGGGAGGGAAGCGCUUGUGGGGGCGACUGCAAGGAAAGCUCGGCACCUUGGUAAGCGCGGCCCGGGCUGAUGGUGCCGCACGAGAUCACUUGCCGAACACUCCGGCAUCUCCGGACCGGGCGCCCGCCGGUGCGCUGCACUUUGACCUUGACGACCUUUUCAGCGCGUCGCCCGCGCAGUCGCCCAGCUUUUCCGGAGCCAAGCGCUGGCACGGCUUCGGGGGUAGUCCACUCUCUGGCGACAAAUCAUCACUGGAACAAGGUGCACUUGAAGUCGACGACAAUCUGCUUUCACCUGCGCUGGACUACAGCAAUGGGAACAAUUUACCGCUGGCCAAAAUGUGGUCGCAAGCACCGUACCAUGAAAAGACCCUCCAGCAAGCUCGGGAACGAACGGCCGGAGGCUUCUUUCCGCGAAAUAAAGUAGCGCACCAGCAGCUCCUACUAUCGGAUGAAGAACAGGAGCGCCGAUGGAGCGCCCAGCGUGCCCGUUUGCGGCAGCAACUUCGGGAUCGCCUAUUCGGCAUGGGGCAGAAGCAAGCUUUCAACCGGUUGCUGUUGCGCCAGUUUGGAGACGACGUUGAUCGGAUGAUGGGAGCGCCCGUGGGGGAGGAAGAUGCGUCUAGAUCUGGAAGUAAGAGGAGGAAAAACCUCUUCAUCGAUGAAAACAUGGAGAGGACAUUGGCAGGUGGUGCGACUGGUGUUCACAAUGAAGCAGCCAGCGUGCGUGCAAGUCGUUUGCCCAGCAGUGUGAAUCGAGAUCGGCCGAAUAAAGCUAUCAUGUCGAACCGUGGCGACGUGAAAAAAGUAAAAGUUAUGAUAAAGAGUUCAGAUGAAGAGGUCGUGCACGAUGCAGCAAAAGCUUUUUUGCGGCCGGCAACAUCCGAAGCAACACGCAGCAAAAGCAGAGGUGCAGUGGCUAGGGCGCGUGUUGCUGCUUCCGGUGGGAGCAUGACCUCAUCGGGGAUGAUACCCGGCCCGCGCGUUGCCGGUGACCUUCCUACUGAAGAAAUGUCUCAGAGGACUAGCAAGUCCUCCCAGCGUCCUCGUGUUUUACCGCUGAAAAGACCAGCCUCCUCACCCGUUGCGACUAGUGGACAAGAUGGAAGUCUUUUGUUUGCCGGCUCAGCCCCGAGUGGCCAAAAGUUGGAGCUGGCUGGGGGCGCGCCGCUACCUCCACCCAAGACGAGCGCGACUGAGAAAAAGCAAGGCUCUACUGCGUUUGUACAAAACCAUCGGCGCACCUUUAUGUUGGAGGCAGGGAGAAAAUCCUUUGUGCAUGAUCCUGCGCCAGCUGCUGGGCUCGCGGCGCACACAGAGCCCAACGAGACGGUCGUUCCAAAACCAGGGAUGCCUGACCCGAGCAGGAUCGUAAUCGGAAGAGCCGACGAACCACUUUCAGUUGGGAACUUGCAGAAACCCAUUAGCAGCGUUCAUCAAGCGAAAGUCGCUGCAAAAGUCGAUCUACCGAAAAAAGCCCCGUCUCCGAGUGCAAAAUUCGGAGCCAAAAUACACGGUCAGCCGGACAGAGUCACGACCGCGAAGGGAAAAAGCAAUGAGCUGCAGUUGCAGGGGAUAGUUUCGAAAAUCGAAAAAAAGUUGUCCUGACAUUGUUCUGGUACUUCUGCAUAUCGAUGCAGUGCAGAACCUUGUUCAUAGAGUCCGACCGUGACAAAAACAAGUAGACGCGAUGACCUAAGCAAUGCUUAAAUUCUCGAAAAAUACAACGGAGCCCUUCAUCAUUGCCCCUAUUUUACUAGUCUGCAAAAGACGAACACGAAGGAAAAUGAAAAUCAGAGUAAAUCGACGAAGAAGUAGAAAGAAGAAUUUGGAAUACUGUACGAAUACGUAGGAUUGACCACCACAGUACAGCUGCAACAGCUCC
This is a messenger RNA of Amoebophrya sp. A120, 2426 nucleotides long. The record is from the annotation of a GenBank genome assembly. NCBI's taxonomy places the organism in Eukaryota, Dinophyceae, Syndiniales, Amoebophryaceae.